CACAAAGCAGUGGAGCGGAGUAGCGGAGUGCUCCGGGCUCGAGAUCCGUGGUUGUGUUGAAAAGUGUUUAUCAGCUGCCAGGUAAUAUAUUAUGAAAGCGAUGUCCCAUCAUUACGUGGUGACGGCACAUAAACCAACGGCUGUCACUGCCUGCGUGACCGGUAAUUUCACGUCGCCUACGGAUUUGAAUCUGAUAUUGGCCAAGAAUGUACGUUUGGAGAUAUACCUCGUGACACCGGAGGGCCUACGGCCCCUGAAGGAGGUCGGGAUCUACGGCAAAAUAGCCGUCAUAAAGUUCUUCAGACCGCCGCAUGAGAAAAAGGACCUUCUGUUUUUGUUAACAACACGUUACAAUGCCAUGAUCUUGGAAUGUAUUGGCGAAGGGGAGGAUAUUGAGAUUAUAACAAAAGCUCACGGGAACGUGGCGGAUCGUAUCGGGAAGGCUUCCGAGACCGGAAUUAAAGCUGUUAUUGAUCCAAAGGCACGAGUGAUCGGUCUUAGAUUGUACGAUGGCCUCUUCAAAAUUAUACCCUUGGACAAAGAUAAUCCGGAAUUGAAGGCGUCUUCGAUUCGCAUGGACGAACAGCAAGUGCAGGAUGUUAAUUUUCUCCACGGAUGCGCCAAUCCCACCUUAAUUCUCAUUCAUCAAGACAUCAAUGGCAGACACGUAAAGACACACGAGAUUAACUUGAGAGACAAGGAAUUUGCCAAGAUACCAUGGAGGCAGGAUAAUGUAGAGCGCGAGGCCAUGAUGGUCAUUCCUGUACCUUCUCCCAUUUGUGGCGCGAUCAUAAUAGGACAGGAGAGUAUUCUGUAUCACGACGGUACCACGUAUGUUGCGGUGGUGCCGCCAAUUAUAAAGCAGAGCACUAUCACUUGCUACGCCAAAGUGGAUAAUCAGGGACUGAGGUACCUACUGGGGGACAUGGCUGGUCAUUUGUUUAUGUUAUUUUUGGAGCAGGAAAAGAAGCCCGAUGGGACGCAAGUGGUGAAGGACCUGAAGGUCGAGUUGCUGGGCGAAAUUAGUAUUCCAGAGUGUAUAACUUAUUUGGACAAUGGCGUGAUAUAUGUCGGUAGUCGUCUAGGUGAUUCUCAGUUGAUCAAAUUAAUUACAAAGGCGGAUGAGAAUGGAUCCUAUUGCGUACCUAUGGAGACAUUCACCAAUUUAGCGCCCAUCGUCGAUAUGGCCGUGGUAGACCUGGAGAGACAGGGCCAAGGGCAGAUGGUCACGUGCUCGGGUGCCUUCAAGGAGGGCUCCCUUAGGAUUAUUAGGAACGGUAUAGGCAUACAAGAGCACGCGAGUAUCGAUCUACCGGGGAUUAAAGGCAUGUGGGCUCUAAAGGUUGGCGGUUCAAAUUUCGACAACACGUUGGUACUGUCGUUUGUCGGGCAGACCAGGAUCCUGACUUUAAACGGCGAGGAGGUCGAGGAAACGGAUAUCCCGGGUUUCGUUGCGGACGAGCAAACGUUCCAUACGGGCAACGUCACCGACGACCUGUUCAUCCAAAUAACCUCGACCUCUGUCAGAUUGAUUUCGUUCGAGAGCAAGAUAGUCAUCUCCGAGUGGGAGCCGCAAAACAAAAGGACUAUCAGCGUGGUAGCCUGUAACGGAAUGCAGGUCCUUUGCGCGACGGGAAAUGAUCUGUUUUACAUAGAGAUCUCGUGCAAUCAGAUUGUAUCCAAGGGAUUCGUUACCCUGCAACACGAAGUGGCGUGUCUGGACAUCUCUCCCCUGGACGGCGUCAACGAGGCCAAGAUCGUCGCCGUUGGGCUUUGGACGGACAUAUCCGUUCGUAUCUUGACUCUACCCAAUCUGGAGGAGAUUCAAAAGGAGCUUCUCGGGGGCGAAAUUAUACCCAGGUCGAUUCUAAUGACCUGCUUCGAGAGUAACACAUACUUGCUUUGUGCGCUAGGUGACGGCAGCAUGUAUUACUUUAUUCUAAAUCAACAGAGCGGCUUGCUUACGGACAAAAAGAAGGUCACCUUAGGCACGCAACCCACUGUUCUCAGGACCUUCCGAUCGCUCUCCACGACGAAUGUGUUCGCGUGCUCGGAUAGGCCCACGGUUAUCUAUUCCUCUAACCACAAGCUUGUAUUCAGCAAUGUCAAUCUCAAAGAGGUGAAUCACAUGUGCUCGUUGAAUGCAGAAUCUUAUCCCGAUAGUCUGGCACUGGCAACCGACAGCACCGUUACCAUUGGUACGAUCGACGAGAUCCAGAAGCUGCACAUAAGAACGGUCCCGCUCGGGGAGUCGCCAAGGAGGAUCGCUUAUCAGGAGAGCUCGCAGACCUUUGGCGUGAUCACGAUGCGCGUCGACGUACAGGAGAGCAGCGGGGUGAGCAUCGUCAGGCAUUCCGCGUCCACCCAAGCGGCGUCCACGUCCAGCAGCAGCCACGUCGCCUCGCACAACAAACCCAGCGGGCACACGGCCAGUGAGAUCGGCCAGGAGAUCGAAGUGCACAAUCUUCUGAUCAUCGAUCAGCAUACAUUCGAGGUUCUACACGCGCACACGCUGAUGUCCACCGAAUAUGCGCUAUCGUUGAUCUCGACAAGAUUGGGCGAGGAUCCGACCUCUUACUUCGUGGUCGGGACCGCGUUUAUAAAUCCCGACGAGACUGAGCCCAAGAUGGGCAGGAUACUGCUGUAUCAUUGGAGCGAGGGCAAAUUUACGCAGGUCGCGGAAAAGGAGAUCAAGGGUUCAUGUUAUUCCCUAGUCGAAUUCAACGGGAAACUUUUGGCUAGUAUUAACAGUACCGUGAGAUUGUUCGAGUGGACCGCGGAGAAGGAGCUCAGAUUGGAGUGUAGCCACUUUAAUAAUAUUAUAGCACUUUACUUGAAAACUAAAGGUGACUUUGUCCUGGUGGGAGAUCUGAUGAGGUCCCUCACGUUGCUUCAAUACAAGACUAUGGAGGGCAGCUUUGAAGAAAUAGCUAGAGAUUAUAAUCCCAAUUGGAUGACUGCCAUUGAGAUAUUGGACGAUGAUACUUUUCUGGGCGCUGAAAAUUGCUUCAAUCUUUUUGUAUGUCAAAAAGACAGCGCUGCAACGUCCGAAGAUGAGAGGCAACAGAUGCAGGAAGUAGGUCAAUUUCAUUUAGGUGACAUGGUCAACGUUUUCCGACAUGGCUCGUUGGUGAUGCAGAACUUGGGAGAGUCAAGUACGCCGACCUUGGGCUGCGUAUUAUUCGGCACCGUAAGCGGCGCGAUCGGUCUGGUGACGCAAAUACCAUUUACGUUUUAUGAAUUCCUGCGCAACAUGGAGAACAGACUGAACAGCGUGAUAAAAAGCGUGGGCAAAAUAGAGCAUAACUUCUGGAGAAGUUUUAAUACAGAAUUGAAGAUUGAGCAGUGCGAGGGAUUCAUAGACGGCGACCUGAUAGAAAGUUUCCUCGACUUGGACCACGACAAAAUGGGAGAGGUCGCAAUGGGUCUUAUGAUCGAUGAUGGCAGCGGCAUGAAGAAGGAAGCGACGGUAGACGAUCUUGUAAAAAUAGUGGAGGAUCUUACAAGGAUACAUUAAAUGUUAUAUAUAAGUAAACAAUAUUUUAAAUUCAUGGAAUGUAUCUGUAAGAAUAUUAGAAGAGAUAUACAUAAAAAAGAAAUUCACACAAGCGGCGAUUUAAGCGGGGGGGGGGGGAGGGGAGGCCGCAAAUGUUUAUACGGUCACCUUUGUUAUCACUAUAAUGCACGAAGAAAGAAACGACAUAAAUUCUCUCUCACCUUCCGGCUCCUUUCUUCUAUCUACAAAAUUGUUUCUUUUUUUUUUUUUUUUAGCACUAGGAUUGUGUGAAAACUAUUUACACGCGUUUGCUGCGCGUUAACGUCUGUUGCAAUAUAUUUUUUUUUAUAGAAUCAACCGUAUGACCGUAGAAGUAAUAUAUACGACAACAUUCGUUAAAUGAAUUAUUUUCAAAGAACGAUCGAAGAUUUGUAGAGUAAUACCUUUGUAUCUUUGUAAGAUCGAGUGUAAAUAAAAAAAAUGAUGCAUUUUGAGGUAA
This is a messenger RNA of Wasmannia auropunctata (little fire ant), 3995 nucleotides long. It is a transcript of the gene pic, whose product is annotated as DNA damage-binding protein 1. Lineage: Eukaryota; Metazoa; Arthropoda; Insecta; Hymenoptera; Formicidae. The transcript is spliced from 5 exons. Gene Ontology annotation, cellular component: site of double-strand break; nucleus. The record is from RefSeq and is a predicted model, not a curated record. Gene Ontology annotation, biological process: proteasome-mediated ubiquitin-dependent protein catabolic process; DNA repair. The coding region runs from base 92 to 3517 and encodes 1141 amino acids. Gene Ontology annotation, molecular function: protein binding; nucleic acid binding.